Messenger RNA from Papaver somniferum (opium poppy), 1794 nucleotides. RefSeq names its product F-box/kelch-repeat protein At3g23880-like. Bases 135 to 1394 code for a protein of 419 amino acids. Gene Ontology annotation, molecular function: protein binding. The transcript is spliced from 3 exons. Lineage: Eukaryota; Viridiplantae; Streptophyta; Magnoliopsida; Ranunculales; Papaveraceae. The record is from RefSeq and is a predicted model, not a curated record.
AAUGUUCCUAUCUCAAUAGAAAAAGAGAGAAACUGACAGGGUGAACUCGAUAGAACCCUAGAAAAACCUUAGAUUCGUAAAAGCUUGUUCGGAUUCAUCCGACCUCUGAUUUUGCUGAUAUUUGAUUUGCAAGAAUGGCGAAACUACGAGAUCAGGAUAUCAUAUCAAACAUCAUCAUUAGGUUGCCUGUGAAAUCGAUCUUACAGUUCAGGUGUGUAUCCAAAGCCUGGUGCAAGUUAUUGAAAGACCCUGAUUUUGUGAAAAAGCACCUGAGUCACGCAAUUGAAAUGAACAAAUUUAGUGUAAUGAUGCACCCAUGUUACGAUCUUCAUGAAAAAGCCCACGCUUUAGCUUAUGAUCCAUUUUCAUCUACAUUGAGUAACCCUGCUAGUAUAAAUUAUCCUUUGGCAAGAACAUUUUGGGGAACUUGUAAUGGCUUGAUUUGUUUAACCACCACUAGUGAGAAGGAUGUUGUCCUUUGGAAUCCAACUACCAAGGAGUUUAAGGAAGUACCAAUAGAGUCAGCAGAUGAUUUUAGUAACUAUAAACAUGGAUUUGGUUACGGUGAUGAGAUUGAUGAUUUUAAGGUUGUAAGUUUUGUGGGGUUUGAAGAUGUUUAUUUUUCUGAAGUUCGGGUAUACACACUUAAAUCUAAUUCAUGGAGAAGGCUUGAGAACAUACCUUAUUUGCUUUGCCAUGGAGAAAUGGACAUGUCUCAAGUAAGUGUUCAUGGAGCUAUGCAUUGGUUAGCAUUAUCUGACACUGAGCCCGACAAAGUGAUAGUCUCUUUUGAUUUCAAGGAUGACAAAUUCGAUGAGAUGCCCCUACCCAGCUUUUUCCAUGAUGAAUACGCUGAAACAAAUUUGUGUCCAUUGGGAGGAUCCCUUUGCUUACAUGGUUCUAUUUACGGUUGCAUUGAUGUAUGGGAGAUGAAGGAGUUUGCAGUGACUGAAUCUUGGGUUAAACUCUUCACCAUUCCUUACCAAGCAGAUCCCAGACAGUUGGUUCCACUUCAGGUUGUCAAGAAUGGCGAGAUUUUAUUAGGAUAUGACGACAGGAAAGGUUAUCACCUGGAUUUGUAUGACCUAAAGCAUGGAACAUCCAUAAAUCUUAAGGCUUAUGCUAACUGGGGUUGGUACUUUAGUGUUACCUUUGCCUAUGUGGAGAGCCUUUUACCGCUUAAUUCAGGUACUUAUGUCGGGCAACGGGAAAUAGAAAGGAAAAGACUUCAAAGACAGGGAAUGGCGAAACUCCAAGAUAAGAACAUCUUACUGAACAUCCUUGUUAGGUUGCCCGUGAAGUCAAUCUUACGGUUCAGGUGUGUGUCGAAAGCCUGGUGCAAACUACUGGAAAACCCGAAGUUUGUGAAAAAAACACUUGAACCAUGCUAUUGAAAGGAACCUAUUCAGUGUGAUGAUGCACUCUGGUUAUGGUCUUCAUAAAAGCACCUACACUUUAGCUUAUGAUCCAUCAACAUCUACCUUGAAUAACCGUGUUAAUGUCAAUUAUCCUUGGAAACAUACAAGUGAGGGAAUUAUAUUCUGGGGAACUUGCAAGGGCUUGGUUUGUGUCAGUCCUCAUGAAGAUACUUCUGUUGUCCUCUGGAAUCCAGCUACUAGAGAGUAUAAAAAAGUACCUGAAGCACAAAUUGAGUCGUGCCCUGAUGACAUUAUUAGUUACUUCACAUAUGGAUUUGGAUAUGAUGAUCAGCUUGAUGAUUUUAAGGUGGUAUGCAUUGCUGGUUUUGAAGGUGAAAGUUGUUGCGAAGUUCAGGUAUAUACAUUAGGUUCUGAC